AUGCUCGGCCAGAUAUUACAAGAGCUAGACCGUCGAUUACAACGAGCAGUCAUCAUCAUACCAAUUUGGCGGAAGGCCAUAUGUUGGCCGCACAUCGUCAGACACGGCCUCGACCUUACAGUCCUCGACGACGGGGUAGUACAUUACCCAGACAGCAUUGCUCAA
Messenger RNA from Sphaeroforma arctica JP610, 165 nucleotides. RefSeq lists its product as hypothetical. NCBI's taxonomy places the organism in Eukaryota, Ichthyosporea, Ichthyophonida. The transcript has a single exon. The record is from RefSeq and is a predicted model, not a curated record. The annotation marks the transcript as partial.